GCCACUCGCCAUAUUUCGAAUCGGCAGUUUCGCGCCGGACGUUUCGCGCGACGUUUCCUCGUCCGACGAGUGUACGCGCGCGCGCGCGCUAAUCCGCAAACGCAAUGCGCCGGUAACUGGAUCUUCGGUUCGUCGUCACGGCUGUGCACAUCGUUAGUUCGGGACUGUUGAAAACUAUAAUAUAAUUACCCGCAACUAUACGACGUGAUGUAAAAAAGCAAGAGGAAUCUCUCCAUGACUUUACGGCAAAUUUUUUAUUCAAUUCGCGAUCCUGACUUCGUCAAGUGGCAGAGCCAGAUAUUAAUCAUCACGCAAGCGGCAUUGAAUGCACUCGUAUAAAUUUCUGCUUAGUCAUUUUUUGUAAAAAAAUAUGCAAAGAGUGUCAUAAGACAUUCUGUUUGUUGUACUGCGUGGACGGAUCCUCUGAAAUCUGUGAAUCAUCCGCGAAAGAAAUCCUCACUGGCGGAAACCUAGAAUGUGUCGCUAGAGAAAGAUUUUCUUCCCUUUUGGUGUUUUCUUUUAAAGCGCGCAUAGUUACCGCGUGCAUGAGAAUUUGAUUUGUCCAUGGAACAAACACACCGUGACAGUAUACGUGGCGAAAUAGUAAUUUAUACGACACAAACCGACGCAAAAAUCGAUCGGUGCCGGCCUCCUCUAUCGCCAGUUCGUCAGCAAUAUCGCCGUUUUAUCGGCGCUUACUUAACGGAGGUCACAAGCUAUUUGCAGUUCCUAUAGGAUGACGAAUCCGCUCAUGCGCAAAGAAAGGUGCGGCUUUGUAAUGCGCCGAAAGUCGCUACACGUUUUUGAUUUUGCAAUUUUUGCAACAUUUCCCUAACGCAUUCGAUGCGUGUGGGAUACUACUUGCGACAUCACUGAGCCGAAGAAAUCGCCGCGCAAAAGCGAAUAGAAGAACGCCUCGUGGGUAAAGUUAGAUUUCCGUACCUGCAAGAGAAAAAAAGAUGUUUACGAUCGCUCACACGAAAUUACGUUGGAGAAACCCGGAAUCGCGCGCUCCGUAACGCUUUCUGAGAGCUACGAGCGCGUUUCUUUUGCAGUCUUUUGCGGCUUACGCGUUAGUGAAUCAUCUGAUCGGAAUCGUCAAUUAGAUCGUUGUACUCAUUUCUAUCUCACGUCUAGUCUCGAAGUAUCAUACUUAAUGGCUUGCUCAAGCUCCGGUUAGGAUUGAGGGAUCAAAGUAACAUACAAACAAAUAUACGCGAGCAGAAUCGACCGUAAUGUCGUCAAUGCAAUCAAUUUUAUAAUUUAUGACUCGUAUAAUUUAACUUGAGUCACGCGUAUUUGUGUACGUAUCACGUGUAUCAUAUGUAUUCGAGGUAGAUACCGAUGGCACGAGUAUAUUUCUGAAAGGCAAUAUGAAAAGCACAAUCGCUAUUGUAACAAUUAAUAACAAUUAGUAUGCGGAAUGCGGUAUCGUUUUAUUUUUCGCGAUAAAUUAUUCAGUAAUUUUGCACGCACAUUAUUGUGUUUACAUCCUAAACUAUUAGGUUUGCGUUUGCUAUUUCUAAAUUCUAAUUCAACUCCGAAAUGAAAAAAGUUUAUGUUUAAAAAAAAAUUAAUUGCGUAACAGUCGCUAUCUGUUCUUGCAUGCAUAUUUAUAAAUGUGUCAUAGUAGUGACAUAGAUUAUAGCAGACCGUUUAAGUAUUUGCGAAACGCAAAGGAUUAAAGUGCACUUGAUUUGUGUUGCGAUAACGAUACGGAUAUAGGUUUACAAACAUUUACUUCACGCGGUAUUUUAGCGUCAUCUAUUUUGCGAUCGCUCUUUGUGCGCGUCGCCUCGCGCUUAUGGCCAGCUUAAAAAGGAAUGCGCAAAUCGCACACACUUGCAAAAAACCGCACCAAGGUUUUGCGUUUCUAGAGCGAGGCACGAUGCUUCCGCGCCCGCGUCGCCAUUGUUCAGCGAUAAAAAGGCCGGAUGAUGGACAUCUGGCAAUUUUCUACGCGUCUGUAGAUCGGUCACAGACUGUUAAUAAUAAUAUGUUAUACUCGUGUGACAAACUCGGAGUAUAAAUAUUCUACCCGGAUACACAUGCGAUGCAAAAUGCUCCAAUUUGAGCCAAAAAUUUAUUAAAAUUAUUUACAUGACUCAAAAAGAUAUCGGAAUAUUAGGAAUAUCAUUUAUAUUUAUUAUUUAUAUAAUGCUGCACAAAAAUUGGAUAUUGAAACAUAUUCUUUAUAAUUCUCAUUUUUCGAAAGUCUCAUGAUUAUUGUUCCUUCAAAUAUUCCAGCAAGGUGCACAAGACUUAGUAAAAAAGCAAUCAAGAAGCUUUAUACAGUUACUGCAGAAUUCCAAAUUUGCAAAUAUAGAUCUGCGGGCAUCGCGAUCAUUUAUGUAUUCAAGUGCGAAAUGCAUGUAAAUGCCUUGCAUCGUCUAGACGAUACACUCGGGACACGUUCGUCGAUAACUGCCUCCGCCGUCGGCGGCCUGCGGACGAUCUUGAGAUAUCUCGCGUGGUGGACCGCGGAUAGUUUUUCGGACAGACGAGAUCACAAUAGCGCGCGUGCAAAGGAGAACACGAAGCGGUGAGUCAGCGAGUCCAGUAACCGGCUUCGCUCUCCUCUCUCUUCUGCGGUCUCUCUCUCUCUCUCUCUAGCCCAAGACCCCUUGGCAAGCUCUCUCCGUUUCUUUUUCCUCUCUCGCGGGUAGUUCCCCUUGCCCUGCUGUUUCCCAACACUGACACUUUCGAACGGAUCGGCGGCGAGGAGCGUCCAGGUGACUCUUCAUUGCGUGCAGUUCGCUCGAACGCGCAGGUGCAUCUUGCCUCGCGAUUUUCCUCCAACGAUUAGCCCCGAUCGGGAGAAUCCGACGGAGAAUCAGCCACGAGGAUCUACUGCCCUCUCCUCCUCUCCCCGGGACUACAUAAGGCUCAUCUCGUGUACACCAUCAGUUACACGUAUUCAAAAAGAUGUCCGAGUACUGUGAAUACAUGUGGGACUCCACGCGGGGUCACACCAGCUCCGCUCUGGCGCGUAGCAUCUACGAGGAAGAGCAUAGAUUCGACAAGCGUGACAAAAAGCUGGCCAUCAAAACUGUCAGGGCGAUACUUCGGGAAAUGCCGGAUGUGGACCUGAAGCAUUGCACGGACGAAUAUAUUACGCGCUUCCUGCUGGCCCGGAAGUACCGUACUGAACAAGCGGCAGCCCUGAUAGGUGCCUAUCAGGCGCAAAUAACGCAUCGCCAGGACAUCUUUGGCAAUCUCACCGCUCGAGAUCCUGCUUUGCAACGUGCGCUUCGAGCGGGCAUACCGGGCGUCCUGCCCGCGCGAGACAGGAAAGGCAGAUGCGUGCUGGUUAUUUUAGCAUCGCAGUGGGAUCCCAUAGCCGUACCUGCAUUGUCCGUUCAACGCGCUAUCUUCUUAGUACUGGAAAUACUUAUUCAAGAUCCACGAAAUCAGCAAUCCGGUUUCGUCGCUGUGGUGGACUGGAGCGGAUUCUCAUUACGUCAGGGCGGUGCACUAGGCGCAGCGGCUCUGCGAAACCUAAUAACUGCUUUACGUGGGCGAUUUCCUGCUCGAUUCAAGGCGAUACACUUCCUCUCGGCGCCGUUAUACGUCCAGGCAACCCUAGCCCUGGUGAAGCCGUUUCUGGAUGAGAAGACGCGAAACAAGAUUUACCUGCACGGCAAUAAUCUCAGCACUCUCCACGAGUAUUUGCCGACGGACAUUCUGCCAGCGGAGCUCGGUGGAACAGGACCAGCCUUCAACCCGGGAUUAUGGGCCGAGCCGGUCAUCCACGCGGCGAUGAAAGAAGCCGAGAUCGCCGCCGCCACCGCUGCUGCCAAAAAAGGAAAGGAGCAGCAGCAGAAUGUCGAUGCGAACGCGCGCGUGCAAGAACCAGCCAACCUUCAGGACCAAUCGAAGACAAACGAUGGAUCGAACGUCUUGACAGACUUGGACAAAACAUCCUUGAAUAAUGCCGGCAGUAAUCCCGCGAAGUGUCAUUCUGGAAAAACGAUACGAGCGGACGUAGAACUGAACGUAAUUAGUAAGCGAUCGAACAAUCGGGAAAAAACGACAGAAGUUGCCAACGACAAUGAACGAUUCGUACACAUUGAGCGAGACAAUAACGAAAACGUAGACGCAACGCACCGCUCCGACGACAGAACGGAUCAUCAGCUCAAAAGGAGCAGCGACGACUUGACGUUUCUCGACGUGGAGGCGAACUCGAGCGAAUUCGAGAUCAUUCCCAGCAGAUCGGGCAGCGAAAGCAGCAAGGACAACUCACUGGACAAUAGAUUGGAAGGGAACGCUCUGAUCGCCGGCAUCAACGGUGAAGCGCCGUCCGAGGAAACGAAUCUCAUAACGUAACGCUGAUCUCUGUAGACUUAGGUAACUUAUUGACAGAAACCCGUCUCCUCUUGCUGUAGGAACUUUUUUACAAGCCGUGAAUCUUCGAAUGGCGACUCGAACAGUCUCGAAAUAUUGUAAUUUUAUAUAUAUAUAUACAGGGUGUCCCGGGUUUUAACCGACAAACUGCGGGAGCAUAUUCUA
This is a messenger RNA of Ooceraea biroi (clonal raider ant), 4509 nucleotides long. Its product is annotated as clavesin-2. Gene Ontology annotation, molecular function: phosphatidylinositol bisphosphate binding. The record is from RefSeq and is a predicted model, not a curated record. Lineage: Eukaryota; Metazoa; Arthropoda; Insecta; Hymenoptera; Formicidae. Gene Ontology annotation, cellular component: membrane.